This is a messenger RNA of Staurois parvus, 486 nucleotides long. Lineage: Eukaryota; Metazoa; Chordata; Amphibia; Anura; Ranidae. The record is from the annotation of a GenBank genome assembly.
AUGUGCCACUUUCAGGUCUCCUCACACUGCUGGUGUGUUCCAUUUUUUGUCAUAGGGUGCUGGCAGAUUACGGGCCUCCCAUUGCUGCUGCCAGGCCCGUAAUCUGCCAUGGGCCCCUGUACCGCCUCUUCAUGCUGCUGCCAGGUCCAGAGUCUCUCAUGGGUCCCUGUACGGCCUCCCAUUGCUGCUGUCUCCAUCGCCACACUCUGCCAUGUGCCACUUUCAGGUCUCCUCACACUGCUGGUGGUUCCAUUUUGUCAUAGGUUUUGCUGUAUGGCCUCCCAUUGCUGCUGCCUCCACCGCCACACUGUGGCUCCCAAACACUGGUUUUGGCCCCGUGACUGGCCAAAUGAGUGAAGUGUGCGGUGAUUCUAAGAUCGACGGCACUCAUCUGCAUGUCCAUACUGACUGACAGUAUUAUUUUCUCUUCCCCAGCAGACUCCAAGGGCAUUUAAAUUAAAGGUACAGUGUUCUGCACUAAUAUUA